UACUUCUUGAUACAUUGUUGCAUUCAGACACAAAGUGGAGCUCAACGUUGAAUUAGAUCAGACGGCGAAAAUAGACAUCACAUUGACUGGACAGACUAGGACUAGAAGGUCAUAUUUUUCUCUUGAAAGUUACAGUUCCUGACCCUUUACGUCCACGCCUUUAGGCUAUUGAGUCUGUGGUCGACUUUUUGCAACUGAUCAAGUCACGGUGACAUUAUUCAACGAGAAACGGAGGGUGUGAAAGAAUAGAAAGAGAACGAGAGGGAGAGAAAAGGGGCGGGGAGAGAGAAGAGGGGCGGAUCGUUCAGAACAGGACGGGAGGAAGUUGUCUUGUGAGUCAUCGCUGUGAAACUCACAUUAUUACUGUUGGAGCAGAGCAGAGCAGAGCAGAGCAGAGCAGAACAGAACAGAGCAGAGCAGAGCAAAGCAGAGCAGAGCAGAGCAGAGCAGAACAGAACAGAGCAGAGCAAAGCAGAGCAGAGCAGAGCAGAACAGAGCAGAGCAUCAUUCUGUCUGACUGGAGCCUCGGCGACAACGCACUCUAACAUGGUGAUCAAGGUCUACAUAGCAACCUCCUCCGGUUCCACCUCAAUAAAGAAACAGCAGCAGGAUGUGAUGGGCUUCCUGUCAGCCAAUAAGAUUGAGUUUGAGGAGUGUGACAUCGCUGCCAAUGAGGACAACAGGAAGUGGAUGAGAGAGAAUGUUCCGGAGGAGGCUAGACCCACUGCAGGGAACCCUCUACCUCCACAGAUCUUCAACCAGGACAGAUACUGUGGGAACUACGAGGCGUUCUUUGAUGCCAGAGAAGACAACAUUGUCUACGCUUUCCUGGGUCUCACCGCUCCCCCUGGAUCUAAGGAGGCUGAUGCUCUAGCCAAGAGAGAGCAGCAAUAGUUCCUGACUCCAACCCCAGUCCAGACCAUGACCAAGUCAGAUCCUGCUGGGCAGACCAGACCAUAUCAUUCUCACUUUGUUAGAGGUCAGGGGUUUCUUUCCAGAUGUUUAGUUUAGUUUAGUUGUUGUUGUGUCUCAUGCUUCAGCUGUGCCUUAUCAGCUGGGUAUGAGGAGGUACUGAAGCAGAGCAUGCUGGGUACCCAUGAGCCUCUCCGCUGGCCUUAAAGCCUGUUGUCUGAAUGUCUCCACACCUGAUGUCAUGAUGUUCCAGUCAGUCUGAAUGCGUGUAAUAUCAGAGUAGCACCUCUCUCUAAUGUUAAACACAACAAUGUCUCCUCUCUCCAAAUCUUCUUCCUCUCCCUCCCCACUUCUCAGCAUUCUGACCUUCUCUUUAUACACGGCCCCUUCUAGAUGCUAGUUGUUUUAUGCCUGAGGCCCUGUGACUUAAUGUUUUGAUCUGCUUGUUUUGAUAGAGAUUAAAUGUGAUAAAGAUAACAUGAAGUAAUACAAAUAUAACAUGCCAAAAUAUACUUCUGUAACGGAAGCAGAUAGGUGACCUGUAAUGUGUUAUUGUAAACAUUCUAUUUCACAUCACGUCUGUAUACAGCUAACUACUAACAGAUUCACACAUUUACUGGUCAGAAUGUUUGUUCAGCUUGGUGCCAUAUUAUUAAUAUGGUCCAUAUGAUCAGAAAUCUCUCCUCUGCCUCACCAUAAUGGUCUUAUUUUUAUGUACAAUAAAGAUCUGAGAGUUGUUUUACUGGUUA
Coregonus clupeaformis (lake whitefish) is the source of this 1661-nucleotide messenger RNA. Its product is annotated as SH3 domain-binding glutamic acid-rich-like protein. The transcript is spliced from 4 exons. The record is from RefSeq and is a predicted model, not a curated record. NCBI's taxonomy places the organism in Eukaryota, Metazoa, Chordata, Actinopteri, Salmoniformes, Salmonidae. Bases 547 to 894 code for a protein of 115 amino acids. Gene Ontology annotation, cellular component: cytoplasm.